Trichoderma breve is the source of this 1023-nucleotide messenger RNA. RefSeq names its product NADH:flavin oxidoreductase / NADH oxidase family domain-containing protein. The transcript has a single exon. Gene Ontology annotation, molecular function: FMN binding; NADPH dehydrogenase activity. Lineage: Eukaryota; Fungi; Ascomycota; Sordariomycetes; Hypocreales; Hypocreaceae. The record is from RefSeq and is a predicted model, not a curated record. Bases 1 to 1023 code for a protein of 340 amino acids.
AUGAUAUCUCCUCGUGCGUCUGGCUACCCACACUCUCCUGGAAUCUGGACGAAUGAACAAGUUGCGGCAUGGAAAGCCGUCACAGCCGCUGUUCAUGCUCAGGGGUCGCGAAUCUACCUUCAGAUCGGGGCUCUUGGCCGAGUCGCAAACCCCAGAGUACUAGAAGAAGACGCAGUCUUGUUUGGUCUGCCUAGAGACUCGGUCAGAUUUGCCGCUCCAAGCUCAAUACCUUGUAGCAAAGGGCAUCCGACACCUGCAGAGCUGACCACGGAAGAGAUCAAUACCCUGGUAAAAGAUUUUGCUACGGCCGCAAGGCGCGCCGUAUUUGAUGCUGAGUUUGAUGGAGUCGAAGUCCACGGCGGUUAUGGCUACCUCAUCGACCAGUUCAUCCAAGACACAUCGAACCAGCGCACAGAUUGUUACGGCGGCAGUGUUGAGAACCGCUCCCGGUUUGCACUCGAAGUCAUGCGCGCGGUUGUGGAUGCCGUUGGCCCUGAGCGUUCUGCAAUUCGUUUGUCGCCAUGGUGUUCCUGGCAGGGAAUGAGGAUGCACGAUCCCAUGCCACAGUUCAUCUAUCUUAUCCAGCAACUCCGCGGCCUAAAACUCGCAUAUCUACACUUGGUAGAGGCUUUUAGAGCUCGGCAGACAAACUCUGCAGAAGCUUUAUUCGGCGACAGCAAUGACAUUCUCAUCCGUAUGUGGGGAAUGACAAGCCCAAUCGUCUUGAACCACGGUUUUGAUGCCACAAGCGCCAUCGAGGCUAUCGAGAGAUAUAUCGGGGUGGCCGACAUUGCGGUGUCUAUUGGCGCGCCCUUCAUGUCGAAUCCAGACCUCGUCUAUCGCAUCAAGAAAGGAAUACCUCUAACGCUGCCAGACCGGUCCAAGUCGCACUCAGUAAUAGAUCCAGAUGGUUAUAUCACCUAUCCUUUUUCAGAUGAGUGGAAGGCAGAACAAGACGCGAGGCUACGCGAGACAAACCUUGGCAUUUUGCGAUCAGUGAUGGAAUUUUAUUCGACAUACUAG